Molecule: messenger RNA, 897 nt
Organism: Andrographis paniculata
Lineage: Eukaryota; Viridiplantae; Streptophyta; Magnoliopsida; Lamiales; Acanthaceae
Product: fasciclin-like arabinogalactan protein 12
Exons: 1
Coding region: 11-739 (242 amino acids)
Source: RefSeq, a predicted model, not a curated record
AAAAAAAAACAUGGAACAAAUAUUUCCUCUAUCCCUUUUCUCCUUACUCCUCCUAAUUCACUGCCCUCUAAGUUUGUCACAGUCUCCGGCAGCGCCGGCGCCGGCGCCAUCGGGUCCGACAAACCUGACGGCCGCCCUCGAGAAGGCCGGCCAGUUCGGGAUAUUUAUCCGGCUACUACAGAGCACGAAAGUCGGGGACCAAAUCGAGACACAGCUAAACGACUCGAAUCAAGGCCUAACAGUGUUCGCCCCGACCGACGGCUCGUUUUCCGGCCUCAAAUCGGGAAUGCUAAACUCGUUCACCGACGAGCAAAAAGUCGAGCUGAUCCAAUUCCACGUGCUGCCGGAAUUCUUCUCGCCGGCGCAGUUUCAGACAGCCAGCAACCCUGUCAGGACGCAAGCCGGGGGCGGCGAGGGGCAGUUCUCGAUGAACGUGACGGCGACGGGGAGUCAGGUGAAUAUUACGACGGGCGAGACCAAUGCAACAGUGGCUAAUACGGUAUAUACCGAUGGCCAGCUGGCGGUGUAUCAGGUCGACCGGGUUCUGCUUCCUUUGAGCUUCUUUGUGCCGCCGCCUCCUCCGCCGCCGCCGCUUAAGGCGGCGCGGUCGCCGGAGUCCGGCGAUGCGCCGCCGUCUGAUGCUGCUUCGGCUGACUCUUCCGGGGCCGAUUGCCUGUUGUACGGACAGGUGAUUAGAGGAGUGACUUUUGUUGUUGUUGUAAUGUUGUUAGGUGUGUGAGAAUUGUGAAGUGUGACAAUGCUGCUGAUUAUUGGCAUGAAUUUAGAUUCGUUGAAAUGUGGGUUUUUUUGGAUUUGUGAUUUUCACAUGUCCUGAAAGGAUUGUUUUUUAUUUUGAAUUUUUAUUUAUAUAAUAUUUUAAAUGUAAUUGCAUACAGA